CUCCUGAUGGGAUGCAGGUCUGUGUUCUGGCUGGGGUCAUUGGAGGACAUUGGAGAGGACAGACGAGGACAGACAAGGACAGACGAGGACAGACGGGCCAAAAUGUCUCGCAGUCGGUCGCAUCAGGAGCCCAUCAGGAUGAGGAGCCUCCUGCACUUUCUGGCACUCUGUGCUGUGGUUUCUCUCUGUGUCUGCUAUGAUUCUCACGAAAGCUCAGAAUCCAGUGAAGUUUUUACAGAUUUGUUUGUGCCUCCAAAUCGAGCCAACUCAUUUAUCUCACCACAAAGGGGCAAUGUAUUUAACCUGCCCAGAGGGAAUGGCUUCAACCGCCACAGCUUCAUGAGGGCCAUAAAGUCCCCUGCAGAGAGGCGUGCAGAGACCUGCGAGGACUACGCUCCCUGCCGCUUCCACGCCUACUACCACGGCGUCCAGCAGGCUUAUCAGAGAUUCUUUGGAGCCCGUCCACAAAUCCAGCAACAAACCCGGCCACAACCCCUGCAUCAAACCCGACCACAGCCCCGGCAGCAACUCCAACGGCCAGCCAGGACUCGUCGAUUCUAAACUGACAACACGAUGCAAUAUUAUACGCAUUAUCUGUUCCUUUAUUAUUUUUAUAUCACAGUUUUGAUAUGACUUACAUAGUAGGCUACUAUGCGUUGUCAGUUCUGGCUCUGGGAUGAAAUCCCAGGAGAAAAUAUGGAGGCAUCCACUACUGGAAUCCCUCAACAACCUAUCAUUAAAAUCUUGUAUACAUUUACAGCUCAUCUCUUGUGUAAUCUCAGGAUAACUAAUCUAUCUAUUUUCACACCUUCCCACCAUUUGUGAGCUUUGUGAGAUGACCUGUCCCACAUCGAGCCCUGCUCUGCUGUCACGAAUGUUUUCUGUUUAAAAAAAUUGAGAAAAUUAAAAAAAACGAAGCCUGUU
Messenger RNA from Cololabis saira (Pacific saury), 924 nucleotides. It is a transcript of the gene mgp, whose product is annotated as matrix Gla protein. Gene Ontology annotation, molecular function: calcium ion binding. Gene Ontology annotation, cellular component: extracellular region. The coding region runs from base 7 to 561 and encodes 184 amino acids. NCBI's taxonomy places the organism in Eukaryota, Metazoa, Chordata, Actinopteri, Beloniformes, Belonidae. The transcript has 6 exons. The record is from RefSeq and is a predicted model, not a curated record.